AUGCUGCCGAUAUUGAAAUUCGGAGCUAAAUAUAUUGCAAUAACUGCCAUACGUGAAUUGGAGGACAUCAUACCUCAAACAUCAAGUUUUACUGUGGAUCUGUACAGCUCGCUUUUCAUGUCUGUUUGCAUGUCAAGUUCUGUAUCUUUGAUUUUGUCUGUAUCCUUCAUUGUUGCUGACUUGGGACUAACAUCAUUGGAAUUUCGCGAACUUCGGGUUAAUGCAUUUGUCGUAGUGCAAUUACUCAAUCAACAACGUAUGUCUCAAGAUUUGUCGCAGACUGGUUCACCAGAUUUACUCGCAAUGAUCCUUGCAGUGACGCGAGAUCCCCACGCUUAUAAUAUAGUCUCAAUGCGUGGUGUGCGAUUGCAUGCAUGUCUUCCGCAUCCUCUUCCAGAAGAUUGUUCCAAGCAACUUCAAAUUCUCGCAGCAUCAGGAUUAUAUUGUCAAAACGUUGCGACCAAAAUACGUCCUAUUCGCCGACGCAAUCUAAUGUUUUUUUCCAAAAGUUCUGUUCAACCGGUUGAGCUUAACCUUGUGAAUGUUUUGACGAAACAACAGACUAAAAGAAUUGCUAAUAUUCCCAAAGUCUCUGAUGUGAGAACAGAAAAUGGCAGAAGGUCGGAAUAUUUAGUUUUACAAGGACUCCAAUUUCUAUUUCAUUGUGAAUAUUUGGCACUAGUGGAAUACAUUGAAUGUGUUGUUCCGAUCGUAUACGUCAUUUACAAGUCAGUGCUCGAAUUACUUCCAAAUGUCGUUUACUUUCCUGGUGGUGCUGGCAAGUGGGCGCAAGUUUAA
This is a messenger RNA of Plasmopara halstedii, 798 nucleotides long. RefSeq lists its product as uncharacterized. The transcript has 2 exons. The coding region runs from base 1 to 798 and encodes 265 amino acids. Lineage: Eukaryota; Oomycota; Peronosporomycetes; Peronosporales; Peronosporaceae. The record is from RefSeq and is a predicted model, not a curated record.